AUGAAUGUGGAAGAGCAAAAUAACAAAGGGUUUGCCGGAGUCAAUAAUCCUUCAGCUCCUCCGCCUCCACUGGGGACGCCUCCUCCUCCGCUGCCGGGGGCGCCUCCUCUCCCUCCGAUGUCUAUAGUCAACACGAAUGUAUAUGUGAAUUCCGAAAUACCUGUCACAGGUUAUGCUGUUUAUGAAACAGGACCUCCACGUCUUCCCUGUUGUGGUAUUGGUGUUGGCUGGUGCUUGUUUAUACUAGGUUGGUUUCUUUGUGGCAUCCCUUGGUAUGUUGGGGCAAUUAUUUUGGUAUGUUCAAAGAUAGACCCCCGUGAAAGACCAGGAUAUAUUGGUUGCACCAUUUUUGAAUAG
This is a messenger RNA of Ricinus communis (castor bean), 357 nucleotides long. RefSeq names its product 60S ribosomal protein L18a-like protein. The record is from RefSeq and is a predicted model, not a curated record. The coding region runs from base 1 to 357 and encodes 118 amino acids. Lineage: Eukaryota; Viridiplantae; Streptophyta; Magnoliopsida; Malpighiales; Euphorbiaceae. The transcript is spliced from 4 exons.